This is a messenger RNA of Symbiodinium necroappetens, 534 nucleotides long. The record is from the annotation of a GenBank genome assembly. Lineage: Eukaryota; Dinophyceae; Suessiales; Symbiodiniaceae.
AACUGCGACUCCCAUUUCGACAAGUGGUACCAUGCUUGGUCUGGCGCGAAGAAGCAAUGGUGCUGUGCGCACCAGCACCUGGGCUGCCCAGGAUCUUGGCACCAUCACCACGUGGUGACUAUUACCGGCGUGCACCACCUCAAGCACUAUGACUGCCAUGCCGGCUUGUCCAAUUGGUAUCACGGCUGGUCUCAUGUCAAGAAGUCCUGGUGCUGUGACCACCAUCAGCUGGGCUGCCCUGGCAUGGCGCAUGGCCAGUGGCACGCUCACACUGUGGUGCACACCAUCAUGGGCCACCAUGCCGGCCAUGGCGGAUAUGACUGCGAUGCAGGCUACUCCAAUUGGGAGCACGGCUGGUCGUACCACAAGAAGACGUAUUGCUGCGAGCACGAGCAUAAGGGCUGCCAGCCGUACCACUGCCACCACCACGAGGAGGAACACGACACGUGGUCGGAUGACAAGCGCGACUAUUGCUGCGGCCACUUCCAAAUCGCCUGCGCCGCAACCACCCUGUCGCCUCUUGGCUGUGACGCC